CGAGGCCCCGCCCUACGUCCCGGCCCCGCCCCGCGGCCCCUUUUAGGCGCAGUGUGGCUGGCCGGCCGCCGGGGACGCCUGGACCCUGGGCUGCCUGUACCCUGGGCUGCCUGUACCCUGGGCUGCGGCGGCGACGUCCAAGCGGAGGGUCUCCCGUAGCGUCCCUGCUGAGCCUGGACUCCCAAUGGCCAGCUUACCGGCCGUGAGGCUGGGCGUUGCUCCCCCCCCCCGACACCAUGGAAAAGUACCAGGUGCCGAGUGUCCCCCGCGGGGGCGGUAACGGUUCUCGCGGCGGGGGACCCCCCAGCCUCCGUAGGCGACCUCCGGGUCUGCUCGGCGCCCCGGCCUGGCUUCAGAGUCCCCCCCUGAAAUCAACUCGGAGGGCGAGAACGGCCCCUUCCUUCCGCCGGGGCCCCUGGGCUAGGUCCACGGGCAGCCUGGGACCCGGAGCGCAGGCGGGAGCCCCGGAAACGCCCCAGCUCGCCGGACACAAAGGAGAGCCCAGAAGGUUUGGGAUCUUGCAGGAGCUGAGUCCUGGCGCUUUGGGGGUGAACAUGGUGGUGGAGGAAACAAAAACCAAAAUCAAGCACGUGAUAAAACAGGUGCAGUGCAUGGACCAUCGUCAUGCCAGCCAGGCCCUGGAGGAGAUAAGGCCACUGCUGCAGCUCCGGCACCCCCACAUCUCCAUGUGCGAGGAGGUCUUCCAGAUGUGGGACAGCAAGGUGUCCUCCAUGUUCCUCUGCCUGGUGAUGGAGUACAGCCUGGAAAGCUUCCAGGACGUCAUUGAGUCGAAGAGGGAAGAGAAAGCCCUCAUCGACUCUGAGUGGCUGCAGGUGAUGCUGGUCCAGGUGCUGAACACGCUGGAGUACCUGCACCACCUGGACAUCCUGCACACGAACCUCAAGCCCUCCAACAUCGUCCUGGUCAGCCAGAACCACUGCAAGCUGCAGGACCUGGGCUGCCAUGUGCUGAUGACCCACCGAGCCAAGUGGAACGUCCGCUCGGAGGAAGACUCCUGUAAGAAGUCCUGGAUGGCCCCAGAAUCCCUCAGCUUCUCCUUCAGCCAGAAGUCAGACAUCUGGUCCCUGGGCUGCAUCAUCCUCGACUUGGCCCGUUGCUCUUUCCUGAAUGGAGUGGAAGCCAUGGACCUGCGGAAGUCCCUCCGCCAGCAGCCAGGCAGCCUGCGGGACAUACUGGAGACCAUGGCGGAGAGGCAGGUCCCCUUGAUGGACACCUUCUCCUUCCUCCUGCCUGCGAUGCUGCAGAUCAACCCCUCGGACUGGGUAACCCUCAAGGAUGUGGUCCGCAUCACCUUUGGGAGGAGCUCGCUUAAGUCCUCGACCCUGCCUGGGCCGUUGAUACCUGAGGCCAUCACCAGCGUGCUACUGGAAGGCAGCAUGGCCAGCAUUCUAGCAGGCCCCGCCCUCCUGUCCAGCCACCCCGAGGUCCGGCUCAGAGCCAUGAAGAAGCUCUUGUCCAUGCCUGAGGACCAGCUCGGGCUGCCAUGGGCCCUGGAGCUGGUGGAGGUGGUGGUCACCACCAUGAAGCAGCAGGAGAGGAUCCUGGACGUGCAGCUGUGCGCCAGCACCUUGCUGCUGUGCAUCCUGGGCCAAGCGCUGGUGUGGGACACGGACGUCAAGGUGUCCUGGGACAGCUCCUUCAGCUCCACGCUGCUGAGCGCCAUGCGCAGGCACCCUGACUCGACGCAGCUCAUCAUCAAGGCCUGCAGCCUGCUCACCAUCAUCUCCAGCCACGAGUCGGCUUCUCAGGAGCUGCAGAAGGUCGGGCUGUGCGAGCUCGUCCUGCAGCAUCUGAGCAGCUUCCUCCAGGACCAGGACGUCUGCCUCAGUGGCCUGGGCCUGCUCUGGGCGCUCCUGGUGGAUGCCGUCAUCAUGAACAGAGAGCCCUUGGAGAAGUUCCUGGGCCUGGUGGCCCAGGUGCUAGCCACCCACCCUGCUGACAUGGACAUGGCCGAGGCCGGCUGCGCAGUGCUCUGGCUGUUGUCCUUGCUGGGCUGCAUCAGGGAGGAGCAGCUGGAAGAGGUGGUGCUGUUGUUCCUGCAAAGCAUCCAGCUGGGCCAGGGCAGGGUCCAGCUGGUGAACAAUGCCUACCGGGGCCUGGCCAGCCUCGUGAAGGCAUCGGAGCUGGCAGCCUUCUGGAUGGUGGCGCUGGAGGAGGGCAGCAGUGGCGGCCUUAGCCUGCUGCAGGCGACCUACUGGCUCUACAGGGACGACCCCGAGGUGGUGGAGAACCUGUGCUUGCUGCUGGCCCACCUCGCCUCCUACAAGGAGAUCCUGCCAGAGCUGGAGUACAGUGGCAUCAGGGCCCUGGCCCAGGACAUCCAGGGCUGCUUCCCCUCCAGCCUGGAGCUGGUUUCUUACGCAAAAAAAGUGCUCCUGAGCCUGGAGACGACUGCAGCCCAUGACCUCUCAGGGGAUCUCCCUGCCCCGCCCUGAGGACCCCCAUUCCCAUCCUGGGGUGGGUAUGGGAGAAGGGUCACUGCCGCCCUGACUAAUAAAGCCCGAGGCUGGCUGCCAGUGGCCCAGUCCUGGCUGGUGUGGCUCUGGAAGGGUCUGAACACAGGGAGAAGCCACACCUCCACAGUGCCGAGUGUUUAUUCGUGGCUGGGGUUUGAGCCCAGGGCCUGGUGCAUGCUGGGUAGGCCUCACGAGCCUGUGGCACCGGCUGUGGGCACCAUUUCGGCACAGCAGGCAACGGGCUGGGCUUGGGCUUUACUCACCCAUGUGACAGCCACCCCAACCCGCCCUGGACCCGGGGCCCGCCAGCACAUGGCCCGCUGGAGCCCACAGCCUUCCCACUCAGGCCAGGGGAGGCGCCGGCUACGGUGGCCGAGGCUGAGUCUAGCUGGUGGGUACAAGUCUGCUGGGUGCCGGCCUGCGGCAGCCCUGCACCAAAUGAAGUAAAUGGGAGUGAGGGGCCAGCACGAAGCCCCCUCCAGGGCCCAGCACGA
Molecule: messenger RNA, 2971 nt
Organism: Heterocephalus glaber (naked mole-rat)
Lineage: Eukaryota; Metazoa; Chordata; Mammalia; Rodentia; Bathyergidae
Source: RefSeq, a predicted model, not a curated record